Molecule: messenger RNA, 831 nt
Organism: Ostreobium quekettii
Lineage: Eukaryota; Viridiplantae; Chlorophyta; Ulvophyceae; Bryopsidales; Ostreobiaceae
Source: the annotation of a GenBank genome assembly
AUGGCUCCCAAGAGGAUCACCUCUCGCGAAUACAAAGUCCUCCUGAGCGCUGUUCGCUUCCAGGGCGACCGGCCCACCCUGCUGGCACGGGCGGCCGAGUUCUGGAGCGACUUUUCCAAAGCCGUCUCGGACGUCGUUGUGGACACCGACGGCGAGCUGCGUGAGGUCGACAAGGAGCGCCUGGUGCGGUACUUUGACACGCCGGGGCAGCUGCUGCGGGAGAAUGAUUACAUCUUCAGGGAGAGGGUGGGGCAGGCGCCAGGCAAGCGCGAGGUGGCGCUCAAGUUCCGGCACCCCGACAGAUAUGUGGUGCAGGAUCGAGACAUGGAUGCUGCCGAAAAAGACAAUGGGAAGACGAAAUUCGAGGAGGACAUAAAGCCGGGCUUCCAAAGGGUCUUCAGCUACUCUACAAAGCAAAGAAUUGAUGCUGAUCAACGUCUUGAUCGGUUGGACGACCUGGGGAGGCUGUUCCCAGGCAUGCCAAAGAAAGUGAAGGGCUAUGAUGGGGAGGUGCAAAUAGAGGUGGUGGGAGGAUUCACUGCAAAAGAGGUCGUCAUCAGCGGAGCAGAUUUUCAGAUCGGAAAGGACCCGAAGGUUGAGGCAGAGUGCUCUCUUGGCGUGUGGUACAACCAGGAUGACGACCACCAGAAGCCUGUGAUUGCAGAGUUCAGUUUUACAUAUGGGGACAAAGAUGAAGACUAUGAUGGCGAUGUGGCGUGGCGUGCCUGCAAGGCCUUCGACAUAUUGGAAGGCGAGGAGAUGGCCCAUUGGGUUUUCAAGGAGUCCACAACCAAGACUGCAUAUGUCUAUGACUUGGCUAGGAAAGCCUGA